Messenger RNA from Exophiala mesophila, 1343 nucleotides. RefSeq lists its product as uncharacterized. The record is from RefSeq and is a predicted model, not a curated record. Lineage: Eukaryota; Fungi; Ascomycota; Eurotiomycetes; Chaetothyriales; Herpotrichiellaceae. Gene Ontology annotation, biological process: peptidyl-histidine methylation, to form tele-methylhistidine. The coding region runs from base 1 to 1302 and encodes 433 amino acids. The transcript is spliced from 2 exons. Gene Ontology annotation, molecular function: protein-L-histidine N-tele-methyltransferase activity.
AUGUCUUUCUCAUUUGGCUUCAGCGGCGACGACAUCGAGGACGACGGCGAGGAUGGACUUGUGGACGACAUGUCCAAGCAUCAGAUCUCAGAGCACGCAACAUCCAAUGUUAUCGCCACGCUUCAGCCCAAGAAGCAUGCUUUGCAAGAAAUGCUUCUCUCCAUCCCAUCUCAACUCUCAUACAACACACUGAGAAUACCAAUACCACUCCCACCAUCCUCAGCAACAUCGGCAUCAACCUCAACCUCAACACCAUACAUCUCUUCUCAUCAUGAUAAGACCUCCCAUUCAUCACCUUCAAUCCUCCGACGAUCACUAUUCGACAUACGAGCACAACUCAUGGCCGAAGCCGACAUGGACCUGACCAACACUGAACCAACAUCCCCAUCGAAUUCAACAUGGACGACAAACCUCCUCUCCGGCCUUGAAAACGGCGAUUUGACAUCAGGAAUCUACGAAGGUGGAUUCAAGACCUGGGAAUGUGCACUAGAUUUAGCCGGUCUAUGUUCAAGACUAGAUAUCUCCAUAGAAGGGGGUUUGAACAUCAUCGAACUCGGUGCAGGAAGUGCCAUCCCGUCGUUGGUCGUAUUACAAUCGAUGCUAGCGAUGGCACGGACGAUAGACUCAAACAAGAAGGAUGCGGCCGCGGCGCUUUCGCUCACUCUGUGCGACUACAACGAAGACGUUUUGAGAUUAGCUACCGCGCCGAAUUUGUUGCUGAACUAUGCGCAGCAAUGUCAGUUGGUUGAUUCACUCUCUCCACCGACGUCGUCAUCGUCGUCGUCGUCUUCGACGAUUGCACAAGGCCAAGAUCCCCUCGACGAAGGAGACCUCGACAUGGACGACCUUGGCGAAGACUACAUCUCUAGAGUUGAGACCGGUCUUAGAGAUCGAAACAUCUCGAUCGACUUUAUCUCGGGUGGAUGGGGUCCGGAGUUUGUGGAUCUGAUCCUACCACCUCCCUCGACAUCGACAUCGACAUCGACAUCAACAUCAGCCACCCCUCCAUCGCCUUGCAGGAAUCUACUGAUUCUAGCCUCUGAGACCAUUUAUUCACCUUCUGCAACGGCGAUUUUCGCUGAUACUGUUAUUCGUCUGCUGCGUCGGCAUCGUGAAUUAUAUCCGACGGGAAGUGCAAGAGCUUGGAUUGCAGCGAAAAAAGUGUAUUUUGGUGUCGGUGGUGGAGUUGAUGAUUUUAAGGAUCAGGUUCAGAGUCUGGGUGGAUGUGUUGCGGGUUUGACGGAGACGAGUGAUACGGGCGUCGGGCGUGUGAUUAUCGAAGUUACGGUUGUAGAAGAUUGAGCACCAUGUCACAUGUAGAGCAUCAUGGAAUCCAAGUGAUA